Molecule: messenger RNA, 3465 nt
Organism: Eruca vesicaria subsp. sativa (arugula)
Lineage: Eukaryota; Viridiplantae; Streptophyta; Magnoliopsida; Brassicales; Brassicaceae
Source: the annotation of a GenBank genome assembly
CUUUCUCUCGAAAAACAAUCCCUAACUUUUGAUUCCUCUCAUUUUCUUGCUCUCUCUCUCUCUCAAAUAAAUCGAUUUAUUGAUGAAAGUUUCGGUUUGAAGAUUCUGUAUUUCGAAUCAGUGAAAGUGUUUUUUAGCUUUAACAAUGGAGAAGGUGUACGAAGAGUUAGAUGAAGUCAAAUCCGCCAACGAGAAGCUCAGAGCAGACUUCAGAGCCAAAACGGAGCUUCUCGAAAACCUAAAGAAGGUUCAGAACAAGCAGUUAACAGAGAUUCAAGAGGCGAGGUUAGUAAUCGAGAAGCAAAGUUUUGAAUCCGAGGAGAAAAGUAGAGAAAUCUCUGAGUUGAAGCGAACCAACGAGGAUCUUGAGCGUUGUGUGAGAGAAAAGGAUUUGAUUCUCAAGCGUUUGAAUGGAGUUAACGAUAAGCUUAGAGUUGAUGGAGAAGAGAAGAACCGUGAGUUUGAAGAGGAGAGAAGGAAGCUGGUGUUGGCUUUGGAUGAAGCAAGUGAGAAGAAGAUUGACUUAGAGCAGAUGAGUAAUGUCUAUAGAGCUGAGAUUGAGGGACUCAAGGGGAGUUUAGCGGCAGCGGAGAAGAAGAAGACGGAAGCUGAGAAAGCUUUGAGAGGUUUGAAAGAAGCGAGAGGGAGAGAUGAUGUGGUGGUUAAGAUGGAAGAGGAGAAGACUCAGGUGGAAGAGAAGCUGAAGUGGAAGAAGGAGCAGUUUAAGCACCUUGAGGAAGCUUAUGAGAAGCUUAAUAAUAUGUUCAAAUCUUGUAAGAAAGAGUGGGAGGGAGAAAGAUCGACGCUUGUUGAUGAAAUCUACUCUCUUCAGACCAAGCUAGAUUCACAAACCAGAAUCUCAGAGGAUCUUGAGAAGAAGUUGCAGAUGUGUAACAGUGUGCUGAGUCAAGAAGAGACGAGAAGAAAGAAUCUAGAGAUCCAGGUUUCUGAGUUUAAGGCUAAGUACGAAGAUGUCUCUGCAGAGUACCAAGACGCGAGAACGCAGCUUGAUGAUUUGGCUGGGAAAAGAGAUGAGGAAGUUGCUGAGUUGAGACACUCCUUGAGCACCAAAGAGGCUUAUUUCAAGGAGAUGAAGUAUGAGAAAGGGAAACUUGAACAGGAAAACCGCGAGUUGAUGGCUUCGUUGAGAGAGCUGCAAGAAGCUACAAUUCAAGGAUCAGGAAGUUCUGCACUAUCAAAGCUGAAAAACAAGUUUCGGAACCUGGAGAACACGCAUAAGAACUGUUCAGCUAAUCUAAGGAGUAAAGAAUCUGAAUGGAGGUCUCAACUGGAGAAGAUGGCUGAAGAGAUGAACGAUUAUAAGUCUCAGCUGAUAAGCAAGGAUGCAGCAGUGAGUGAGCUUGAGUUGGAACUUGAAAACUUUCAUUCUUCAGCAGAUAAAAUGAGGGUACAGUAUGAAGAGGUCUCAGUAAUGUUCUUAGUGCUAAGUAGAACAGUGUCUGAGGCUCAGUCAAGGCUUGUGAAUGUCACAGAUGAACAAACCAAAGAUGAGAGAAGUAAAGAAAAUAAAUACUCUCUAUUAAUUGAGCAGCUAGAGCAAAAGAACGUUGCGCUGGCCAAGGCACAUGAAGAGACGGAAGCAGAACGUGAAAGGGUGGCGUGCUUGCUGAAAAGAGUUGAAACGCUGGAUCAUUUUGAAGAAGAGAAUCUUCAGAUGCAUAAAGAGGUGGAGAGGUACAAGCAAACAGUUGAGGAUUCAUUUAAACUCCAAACUCAGAUGCAAGAGAAACUGAAAGAGGCUGAAAUUGACUUCGAAGAGAAACUUCUACAAGUCUGUGAUGCACUUGACAACACAAACUCGGAACUUGUUGCAGAACGUGAGAAAGUGGUGGGUUUAAGAAGGCAGAUUGAGUCCUUUGGUAUUAUCAAAGAGAAGAAUCAAGCAAUGGAAAAAGAAGUUCAGGAGCAUAAGGAGAUGCUGGAGGAAUCAGAAAAACUUCGGGUGAUUUUAGAGGAGCAGAUUACACAGCUUGAGAGUGAUUCCAAGGAGAAUGUUAGAGAGCUCUGCAGUAAGGUGGACACUGCUUAUGCAAAGUUGGCUGAAGAGGUUGAGAAGAAUGUCUCGUUGAUAAGAAAAAUUGAGUCCAUUAAUCAAAACGAAGAGCAGAGACAAAGGGAGGUUGAAAGUUACAAGGAGAUGCUUGAGAAGGUGACUAAAAGUCAAAUCCUCUUACAAGAGAAAGUUGUAGAGGUGGAAAGCCACUCGAAAAGGAAACUUGCUGACGUUUCUGAGGCCUUAGAAGCAGCAAACUGUGAACUGUCUGAUAAAACCUCUGAAGCGUACCAGCUUGAGUUCCAGUUAUGGGUCUGGAAAUCUAUUGCUAAAAGGCUGAAAGUGGAGCUCGAGCAAAACCAGGACCUGCGCAAAAGAGUGGAAGCUUCUCUUCUUGAACAGGUUACUGUUGGAGAUGCCAUGAGGCAAGAGAGAAAUGAACUGGUGCAUAAACUAAAGGCAGUUGCUAUGUCUGAUUCAGAGAAGGAAAUUCUUAUAAAGAUAAUGAGGGAGAAGGACAAGAACUUGGAAGAAGUACAGAGAGAGGCAGAGUUGUUGGAACAAGAAUCACUUACAAGGGAGCUUGAGGGUGCUGUUUUUGCUCAUAUAACUGCAGAGAGGGUGUUGCAGAACGAGAGAGGUGAACUGGAAAGUUCAUUAAAGUCUGUAUCUUUGCUUCUGGAACAGAAGCAAAACGAGGCUACUAUGGUUUACAAAGCAUGGGAGAAACUAGCUGCUAAUAACAUUCUUACCGAAGUAGAAACCGAGGCGAAGAAGCUUAUGAUCAUAGAGCUAGAAGAGGAAAUCUCUAGUAUUAGCCAGAAGCUAGAAAGAUCCGAUGAGUCUCUUUCUUGUUUCAGAGAAGAGGCAACCAAGUUAGGAGCAGAACUUGAAACUAAGCAGAGAGAGUUGAAAGAAGUAACCACAAAGAGGCAGGAAAAGCUAAGAACUUCAGAAGCGGACAAGACAGGGCUAGUUAAACAAGUGGCAAGUUUGUCAUCAGAAAGACAAGAUCUUCUCUGUUUAAUCAGUGAACUGGAGAAUGGUAUGUCUAAGCUGUGUGAUGAAGACACAAAGCUGAUGAAAGCUUUGGAGAGAACAGUCCAACGUGGUGAUGGAUUUGGUAAAGAGAACAACAGUAUUGGUUCUCCAAGAAUUGUAAUGAAGCAUGAAGAUGUUGCGGUUGAAGACAGGUCACCAUUUAGACAACUUAACCAUUAGACUUAGUUUGAUUCUUCCACAAAGACGCAAUGUAUUCGUUGUUUUAUUCUCAGUAAAACUUGUUGGUUAGUUGACCAUAAAAAAAUCUUGUUUGUUAUGUUAUUGAUGUUUCUCAGAUGAAACUCUCUUGCUUUUACAGAGGCUUUUCUCAUUGUGUAAUAAAGAAACGUACUAAGGUUUUUGUUUAUUACUCAUUUAUUUUUGUUUAGCACAAGCUUAAACGAUUUAAU